CGCUAAAGCGGAGCUCUCGCGCGGAGUGCAGCAGCGAGAUUUCCCAGCCAGCAGUGUGCGCGACAGAGACAAGGAAGAUGGCGACGCAGGAGAGCGAAGCAGUUCAAGCCACCGUGAGCAACGGCGAGGUAAGCAGCAAUGGAACUGCUGCAACAACAGAUGGCCAAGCCGUGCAGACGGCUGGAAAUGCACAGGACCCUCAGCAGCAGCAGCAGCAGCAGCAACAAGCACCUAAUGCAUGGCAGGUCAUUAAAGGAGUCCUCUUCAGAAUCUUCAUAAUCUGGGCAAUCAGUAGUUGGUUUCGUAGAGGGCCAUCCACGCCUGACCCCAACACCCCAGCAGGAGCACCAAGGGUGCCCAGCAGGAACCUCUUCCCCAAGGACACCCUCAUGGACCUGUAUGUGUAUGUCUCCCAGGAGGAGGUGUUCUCUGACUUCAACAACACGGAGGCCCUGUUCUGGUUCCACAGGGACCUCGUCUACGGAGACUGGACCAUGGGGGACAACGGGGAUGGCUGCUAUGAGCACUACAAGGACAUGGCCAUCCCAGAGAAGGUGCAGCAGAAUGGCUCCCUUUACAUACAUGUCUAUUUCACUAAAAGUGGAUUCCACCCAGACCCUAAACGCAAGGGGCAGUAUCGCAGACUGGCAACAGUUCAUGCAUCACGAAUGCUGAAUAAAUACAAGCGCAGAAAGUUUCUGAAGACCAAGAAUCUCCUGACAGGAGAGACAGAAGCCGAUCCCGAGAUGAUCAAGCGGGCAGAAAGCCACGGUCCAGUGGAGAUCAUCUCUCAUUGGCACCCCAACCUCACCAUCAACAUGGUGGAUGACCACACAGCCUGGGUGAAAGGCUCGGUUCCUCCUCCACUAGACCAGCAUGUUAAGUUUGAUGCAGUGAGCGGUGAUUAUUACCCCAUUGUGUACUUCAACGACUACUGGAACCUUCAGAAGGACUAUUACCCCAUCAACGAGACUCUGCAGUACCUGCCACUGCGCCUCACCUACUGCCCGCUGUCUUUGUGGCGCUGGCAGCUGUACGCCGCCCAGAACGCUCGCUCACCAUGGAAUUUCCUACCUGAGGACACCUACGAGCAGUCCGAUGAAGACCAAGACACUGUCAAGGUGGCCCUUCUGGAAACCAACCCAUACCUCUUGGGACUAACCAUUGUUGUCUCCAUUGUGCACAGCAUCUUUGAAUUCCUCGCCUUCAAGAAUGAUAUUCAGUUUUGGAACAGCCGACAGUCUCUGGAAGGCUUGUCUGUGCGCUCCAUCAUCUUUGGGGUGUUCCAGUCACUCGUGGUGCUGUUGUACAUCCUGGAUAAUGAGACCAACUUUGUGGUGCAGGUCAGCGUCUUCAUCGGCCUUCUCAUUGACUUGUGGAAAAUCACCAAGGUCAUGGACGUCAGAUUGAACAGAGAGAACAAAAUUGCCGGGAUAUUCCCACGAUUGGUAUUCACAGACAAAUCUACAUAUGUUGAGUCCUCGACCAAAAUCUACGAUGAUAUGGCCUUCAAGUACCUGUCAUGGAUUCUCUACCCUCUGUUUGGCUGUUAUGCAGUCUACAGUUUAUUGUAUGUAGAGCACAAAGGCUGGUACUCAUGGGUACUCAGUAUGCUCUACGGCUUCUUGUUAACCUUUGGUUUCAUAACAAUGACGCCACAGCUAUUCAUCAACUACAAAAUGAAGUCUGUGGCCCACCUCCCGUGGAGGAUGCUCACCUACAAGGCGCUCAAUACCUUUAUUGAUGACCUGUUUGCCUUCGUCAUCAAGAUGCCCAUGAUGUACAGGAUAGGAUGCCUCAGAGAUGAUGUGGUAUUCUUCAUCUACCUAUACCAGCGCUGGAUCUAUCGGGUCGACCCCAACCGGGUCAACGAGUUUGGUACCAGUGGUGUAGACCAUGCCAAGGACAACACGGCAGAGGGAGAGACUGCUCCCGCCGCGGCUGCAGCCAUCACAGACAAACCAGAGGGGGAGAAGAAGAACGAUUAAGACAGGCCAUGCACCUAUCUGCCUCCCUUGCCCUCACUCCUGGGGCAAAGAGGACUUGUGGAAUCCAGGCAGGGUCAAACGUCCGUUUGCCAGGGAGGGGAGUCAUUGUUUAGCUGUCAUGGACACCGCUACAAAAAAAGAAAAAAAAAAUCAGUUCAACUCUCCCUCUGAUUUCUGUGUGGGGAUCCACAGCGAAUCAUAUUCAGUGUAGACUUCAUAAAUUCAUAAUUCUGUUCCCCAUCCAUCCCCACCCUCUCGUUUUGCAGUUCAAGUGAAGUAAAACAAAAUGUGAUGUACUGUAUUCUAUAUGAUUUUGAGAGGGUAACAAUGUUUUGGAGUAGAAGUUGGGUGGGGGACGGGUUGCAGUUCUACUACAUAUCAUUUUUUUUUUUUAAUAAUACAGGGAAAAAAGAGGCCAAGUGCAACUUUUGUUCUGUCUGUAGAUUCCUUGUGAUUUUUUUUCUUUUCAUUCCAUGUGAGCAACGUGUUUUGGGUUGCCUGGAAACUGGUGAGUAGUGCCAGAGGAAACUGGAAAGUUCCUGAGCCACAGUGGAGGCCUAGAAGAGAGGUGGUAAAUGGAGCCAAGAUGGAUGACCCUGUCUAAACGCUACCCACAACACAGUGACUACUACCCUCAGUUUUAAACAAAUGGUUGAUGUUCCAAACUUCAACAGAAAAAAAGAUAACGGCCUUGUUGGUAUUAAUAUAAAUAUAUUAAUAUUGUCAAUGACUUGAUUUUUUUUUUCACUGAAUCUUUCUUUUGUAUGUCCUGAAACUGUACAGAAUCUCAGCUUGUCAUGUUAAUAAUACCGAUGUCAAACUGUCUAGCAAUAGCUAAUUUGAAAGUCUUUUUAUUUUCCCCUGCUGAAUUUAAGGUUUUCAAAUUGUUUCGCGUUUACGAUCCAAGCCAGAUACUGAGAGUCAGGUGUGUAUGGAAGAAUUACAGUGUCUCUCUUGCUUUUAUUUUGGGUGCUGUAAAUUCUGAAACAAAGAGGGUUCCAUGUUGGUAAAUAUUAAAUUUUGAGCACUCAUGUUUAUAGUAAAACAUCAGUGUGAUUUAAAAUGUCUGUGCAUAACUUUUUUUUUUUUUUUUUAAAUGUUUAUUAACUGUAUUACUCAUUCGAAGAUGAGGACCACCUAAAGGAGAUCUUUAAUUGUCCCUGGAGCCCUGUGCUUGUUGAUUUUGAGGGAAAUGCAGGUUUGCCAGUGCCCUUAAACAGUGGCUACUUGUUUUGUGUUCAUCCCCAGAGUUAGAUGGUUGGAACUGGUUCAGUUUCUGUGAGGACAGACAAAAGUUGGAGAAACAUUUCUGUAAAAUAGAGUUGUGCCUAAUAGAAUGAAGAACUGUGUUUUUCCACCUGCAAAUUGUCCCCUUAGUAUUUAGCGGUGGAAAGAGGACCAGAAAUUUCUGCUCAUGUGGGAGUACUGUUACUUUACUGAUAGUUUACUUAAAAAGUAGAAGUGCUACUG
Messenger RNA from Myripristis murdjan (pinecone soldierfish), 3458 nucleotides. RefSeq names its product CLPTM1 regulator of GABA type A receptor forward trafficking (gene clptm1). The record is from RefSeq and is a predicted model, not a curated record. The transcript is spliced from 14 exons. NCBI's taxonomy places the organism in Eukaryota, Metazoa, Chordata, Actinopteri, Holocentriformes, Holocentridae. Gene Ontology annotation, cellular component: membrane; endomembrane system. Bases 78 to 1988 code for a protein of 636 amino acids.